Messenger RNA from Patiria miniata (bat star), 3562 nucleotides. RefSeq names its product very-long-chain (3R)-3-hydroxyacyl-CoA dehydratase 2-like. Bases 121 to 837 code for a protein of 238 amino acids. Gene Ontology annotation, molecular function: 3-hydroxyacyl-CoA dehydratase activity. The record is from RefSeq and is a predicted model, not a curated record. Gene Ontology annotation, biological process: sphingolipid biosynthetic process; fatty acid elongation; very long-chain fatty acid biosynthetic process. Gene Ontology annotation, cellular component: endoplasmic reticulum membrane. Lineage: Eukaryota; Metazoa; Echinodermata; Asteroidea; Valvatida; Asterinidae. The transcript is spliced from 6 exons.
CAAGCGACUGAAAUAAGUUUAGUACUUGUCUAGCACCUAGUCUGUUUUACAUGAUGUAGACACAUUGAUGUAAUGGGUAUCUGAUUGUGUUCCGUGAUCGUACGAUCAAGCGCAGCAAGCAUGGCGACUGGACAGGCAUCUGGGGACCUGAAACAAGGGGCCAAAUCUCGACCAGUCUCUGGCCUGGCGACAGCAUAUUUGGUCAUCUAUAAUGUCGUCUUAUGUGCAGGAUGGACAGCCGUAGGAGUGAUGGCGGUCCGUCAUUACUUACAAACCAAAACCAACAUUGGCAUCUAUGACACUGUGGAGGUCCCGCUGAAGGUGUUUCAAACGGCAGCUGUCUUGGAGAUAUUUCACUGUGCCAUUGGGAUUGUGCCUUCUUCUGUGAUGAUCACAGCAUUCCAGGUGUUCUCCAGGGUGAUGCUGCUCUGGCCAAUCACACACGCUGUACCACAGGUUCAAGACGAGAUUAGCGUACCGCUCUACAUCGCAGCGUGGACGGUGACGGAAAUCAUGCGGUAUGCCUUCUACACGCUGGGUCUACUGAACCGACUGCCGUAUGCGCUGACGUGGUGCAGAUACACGCUGUUCAUCGUGCUGUACCCUCUCGGAGUUACUGGUGAGCUUUUGACCAUCUAUGCAGCACUCCCCCACGUCAAGGAAAGCGGCCUGUUCUCAUUCACGCUACCCAACGAUCUCAACGUGUCAUUUGAUUACUAUAGCUUUCUUAUAGUCAUCAUGCUGUUGUACAUACCAAUUUUCCCGCGUUUGUACUCGCACAUGAUUCGUCAGCGUAAGAAGGUCAUCGGAGGAGUCUCAUCCAAAAAGAUCGACUAAACCGUCCGCCACCCCAAAGAGUUUUGAAAGGAGUAAUUUUUUUUUUUUCACUUUUAAAGGUUUUAUAAUAUUUCCAACCCAAUUAAAAAUUGGUUGCAUUAAAUCAAAAGAAAUGAAUGGUUCUUGUGUUGUCCGUUUUCUAAUGGCUCUGUGCAUGAAGUACAUGUAAAGAGGGCGCUUUGAUGCUGAAUAAUUUCACUGGUUCACAUGCGCUGUUCUGUUUUCUUUGACAUUGGGGUCGAUGCAUACCAGGGAAGAAGGGUUAAUCGUCACUGAAUGAGUCAAUUUGAUAGUCUGGUUUACAGUCUCGCCAUAUUGUAGACUUUGUGAAUAUGGGGCAGAAACCAGUCUAGAAUUCACCUCACUGGUUCACGUGUGCUAUUAUUACCAAUUAAAGAAAGAAAACAAAAUUGCAUACCAGGGAAAUAGCCUACAUUGAAAGGGAUAUUUCAAAUUUUCAUUGGUGAACAAAGUUAAAAAUGAGGGGGAAAAAAAGGAACAGAGCCAUAGGACGGACAGAAAUUCAGUUUUUAAAAUGAAAUUCAUGUGAUGAAAUACAAGGAAUUGGUGGUAUUUUGAAGAUAAGUUUGGAAUUGAAAAUGCUGCAAAGUUUGGCUCUGUAUGACAAUUGAUAAACCAUUUGUGCCAAUUUUGGAAUUUAAAUGUUAUUUUAUGAAUGAAUUCAUGACUAGCACACGUACAGUGUAAUUUUGCAUGGCAGGGUAUGUAUAAUUUGAAUUUAUGUAUAAAAACAACUCUUCAAUGUAACAUUAAGAAAUCUUUGUUGCCCUUGUUAUAGGUAGCUAUUUUUCUUUUAUGAUGUAAGAUUAUUCCAAUUUCCACCAAAUUUCCACCAAAAUUAUUUAAAUCAGGGAAAACUCCCAGAGUGGUUUGUAAUCUGCAUGACAUUAUAAAAACUUUGUGAUAUAUUUUCUUGAAUUUGUGACAAAAUUUAAACAGGAAAUGAUGUACAAUUUGGACAGUGUGUUAUAGAUUCCAAAUGUUUGACAUCAAUUUUAUGUGUUUUAUUCAUAGUUAUGAUUUGUGCUUUAACAAAAACAAAAGAAACUGUGUUUGCAGUAGAGUAGAAAUAUCAAAUUUGCUGUGAGUUUUGGUCAAAUUUUGUGCUACCCAUCUUUAAGUGCAUAUACAACAGAGAUUUUAAUAAGGGAACAAAAAGGUUACCCCAGACUGGGACCUUGUGUGUAGAAAAACAUGCAUAACAAAAUCAGGCCAACUUUACUCCCUCUUUUAGCUGACAAAAUUCUCCAAAAAUUUUCACGAGGCAAAGACAAGGUCCUCAGUAUUACACCAGGCAAGCUUGAGGUCUCAAUUCAGUUAUUAAAAGAGACUUUUCUUCAACAUUUUGCACCUGAGAGUGAUGCAAAGUGAUUUCAAUUUGAAGCCUAAGACUAGACUGGUACAUGUCCAACUUUAUGAAAAGAUUGACCCUUCAGUAGUCUGGUGGCAUGACUACAUGUGUGUGUAGAAAUAGGCAGUGUGUAGAAAUAGAGACUAGGUACCAGAUGUUUCUUUUGACACAGUUGAUUGAUGCAGUACUAAAACAUAUUGUAAAAUGGUGUUGGACUGGUUGUUUUAAGUGCCAGUCUAUUUUCUUGUGUUGCAUGUUUUCAAUACCUUAAGUUUUGGGAUUUUCAUACACAGUAUUGAGAGUCCCAAAUUUUCGGUCUGGGUCACCUUAUAACAAAAGUGUGCUUGAGUUUCGGGAAAUUGGAGAGUCAAAGCGAGGUUAAAAAAAAAAAAUAUAAAAAAAAUGGGUGUGUUCUAAAUAUCAAAACUUUCAUUUCAAAUUCCAUAGCCGAUAAUACAUAAAUGUGUGUUUCAAUUUCAGCUUAAAAUGAAGUCAAUGUUUUUCUUACACCCAAGUAAACCAUUGGUCCCAACUGAAGAAUAAUUCCAGUUGAAACACUAGGUGGGACGGCCCCAACUUGAGUUGGGCCGAUAGUCUAGUUGGGCUGUAACAUUUUUAAUCGCUUGUUGGUUUUCUUUGUGCAUUAGGAACAGCAUGCUUUGUUUUUCAUUUUGAUAUUGCACCCAGUUGGACACGCUGAUAUAGAUUGUGUAUGUCGACAAAAAAAAUACUGAGUUUGUGCAAGCUUUAGUAAUUUGAAGUAAGUUUGGCGACUCAACUCACUGUAAGUCAUAUUCGAUAGCUUUUGUAAACUUAAAAGUUUGAAUUCUGAGAUUUGCCUAAAAUUGCCUUAAAUGAUUACGAAAUGAAUGAGAAUUGAAAUGGCUGAAACACACCCUUUCCCAGAAAUUUCCAAAAAAAGCACUUAUUACCUCAAUAAUAAUUUUACAAUUAUUUUAGUAAAAACUGGGUACUAAUUUGAACUGCCAAAAUGACAUGUAAUGUGUAAUUUUGGCUGGUUCACUGCUCCCUGCUUAGCAACAUUUUUAUGCUUAGCAGAAAAAGUCUGGUGGGAACCAGUCAGUAGUUGUAAACAUCACACAUUUUGGCUGGUAACCUGUUUUUGCUUAGCAGAUUUUUGUUGCACUAAGCAAAUAUCUGAGCUCAGAGACUCCAUCAGAUUUGCUUAGAAUUGAUUAAAGAUUGGCCCUCUUUAAUUUAAUUUUUUUUUCAGAAUAUUUAUCAAUAAGCUGUUUUUUUCCCCAAAUUGUGAAACAAUUUGAUGUGAUCUGCUUUCUAGUUGUGAUUUGGUUGAGAUGAAUUAAAAUUCAUGAUGUGAAAAGACAAAUUGCA